Acanthochromis polyacanthus (spiny chromis) is the source of this 7264-nucleotide messenger RNA. RefSeq names its product centriole, cilia and spindle-associated protein a (gene ccsapa). NCBI's taxonomy places the organism in Eukaryota, Metazoa, Chordata, Actinopteri, Pomacentridae. Gene Ontology annotation, molecular function: microtubule binding. Gene Ontology annotation, biological process: regulation of mitotic spindle assembly. Gene Ontology annotation, cellular component: centriole; spindle; ciliary basal body. The coding region runs from base 165 to 1040 and encodes 291 amino acids. The record is from RefSeq and is a predicted model, not a curated record. The transcript has 4 exons.
UAGCAUUGCUGCUAGCUUAUUAGCUCAGCUCUGGUGUUUGCUGUCAGUCAGCGGAGCGAUGCUCGUCGUCUGACCGCUGGAUUGGAGGGACAGACCCGCUGUAAAUCAGACUGGAGCCCGCAGGAACCAAGUCCUGUGAUCAGGACCAAGCAGUAACAACAACCAUGGUGACCAAAAAAGUCAGGACAGAAUAUAUGAAGAAGUUCAGGGAUCCUAAAUGGGAGACGUUUUCUAAAUGCUAUGAGGACUCUCUGAAGUACCGUCUGACCCGGCGGGUGAUGGAGCACUCCCACAAGCCCUGGUUCUGGGAGGGCUGGGACAGCGGCUCGGACUCCAGCGGCUGGUCCACGCCGAGGAUCACCAGGAACAAAGUUGCUCCUCUGUCUCUCCCGCCGGCCACGUCCUCAGAGGUCAAACAGAGGUUGUGGGAGAUGAAAGCCAGUCCUGGACCAAAACCACCUUCUGAAGAUGGAGAAACUGAGGUGGGAACAGGAGAGGCUCCAGUUGUAGACGCUGCACCAACCACAGCUCCAGUCGUAGAAAACGGUGUGAAUGAGGACAGCGGAGGUUCGGUGACGGCGGCUCCGAACACCAGCGGACCCUCAGACGACACGGCAACAGACAACGGGCCGGCUGACACUGCGUCUUCUGAUGGAGAGCCGGUGAAUCCGGCACCACGCCGACGUCACCGCCGUCGCACCCCUCGUUCUGAGCCGGGACAACAGGACAGCUCCCAUGAUGGCAAACCAGCUGUUGUCCGCAAACCGUCGAGAGCAAAGAGCCAACCGCCGAUCAGCACCAAGGAGAAGGAGAACCGGAGACCAUCGAGUCGGUUAGAUUGGACCGAGAGGCAGAUGGAGAGCCACACAUCAGACGCCUGCGUUCAGACCAGAAGGGAGUCCGAUAAGCGCAGCUCCAACCUGGACCGCCGGCGAGCUCGAUCAGCUGACCUGGAGAAGAUGAAUCGGUCGCAGCUGACAGUAGUGGACGACCGCUGGAUGACGGAGUACAUGCGCUGCUUCUCCGCCCGGCUGAGGUAGAGAUGGGAUCCACCCAAACCCCUGAAAACCACGCUUCCUUAUUUGAGAGCAAAUGUCAGGAGGUGUAGAUCGUUUCUAGAGGGGGAUUAACAAGACAGACUGAAACCACGUUGUCUCGUUACAGCCCAUCAUCCCAAAACAUCGCUGUGUGGUCUCCUUAUUGGACAGAAAAAUAAAGGAAAGGAGGGGUAGAUGCAAAAUGUAGCUUUUUCAGUUUAAGUGUAACUCAUUAUUGUGCAACACGCUGAGAGAGGAACCUCUGGAAGUCAGACAGAGACACAACUUCACCUUCCUCCUCUUAGUUUGGUGAGUUAAGUCUCUUUAAAUACUGCAGUACCCAUAAGCCUCAGGGACUGUCCAGCUCAACAUCAUUUAUUAACUCCAUUGUGAUCCAAACCAGAUCUUUUAAAGCCUGUCGCAGUAUCCUUAAGCAUAGAAAUCUCACACAAAGACAGAGAACAUUUUUAAUAAAGAUCCUACAGCCAUGGCCAUAAGUUUGGACACAGCAUGACUUCCUAUGUCUGUUUUGAUGUCUAUUACAGAACAUAACUAAUAUUUUUGACAGCACCAGUUUAAUUAGUCAACAAAUCAACAAGGGAUAUAAUAUUAUCAAUAAAUUCCAACAAUUGGAACAACUUUGUUCCCAAAACAUAUAUGAGAAGAAAAUAACAAAAAAAUGCAGUACUUUCACAAACGAAUUUGGUAAGAAUAACAAAAUGACACCAAACUCUUUUGAUGUUUUUUUAAAUAUGAAACUUAAUAUAGUUCUCAGGAGUUGUGUAUUAUCACCCAAACACUUCAGUAUUUUGUGGUAUUUUCUAAGAUUCACAUGCGUCAUGGUACUUGUGUCCAAACUUAUGGCCAUGGCUGUAUAAAUGGGCUUUUUUUCAUGAACUUGUGACCAGGAUAUGACGCGUCAUAGUGGAGAAAUCUACUUGUCAGUUCUCUCUGUAAGUUAUGGCAACACAGAAAGAUAUUUGAGUAUUGAGUGUUGUUUGUCACAUCAGUUCAGCUAAUACGAGCUCAUCACAAUGAAAGCUCAACAUUUUUGAUAUUGACUUCAUUUAAAUUUGCAAAACGUAAACUACAGUUUUCACAUAGCUCAGCCUUAAUUUUCACCCCAUAAUAAGGAAGACAGUGGCCAUUUAAAGCAUGUGACGUAACUUUUCUGACCUCGGUCUUUAAUAUGUUUAUCACAGCAAUGAAUGAAACGAUGAUGUGAGAACAGUAUUUAAUGUGAACGAUAACUGAUGCUGACGAACACACAGAGAAAAAAAACAAAUAAAUCUGCAGCUCUCCUCAGCUUUAAGAAGCUUUAUAGUCUAAUCACAGCUGUACUCUUUUGGUCACUUGUGUUUUUCUUUAGACAUAAUAGUAUUUAAAAAAUAACAAAGCAGACCAGCUAAUGAACAUGGUGACUGAUUCUGCUGCCCCCAAGUGGCCAAAAAAAAGGUUUAGGAGCGGAAACACUCCAACAUGCGUUCAGCUAACAUCUUCUAUGCUGAAGAGGACAUUUCCUUUCAGACCUGGGAUGUAUUCCCUUGUACACUCUGCCACCUCCUCACUUUAUUUUAGAUUACACAGUUAUUUAUGAUGAAUUAACGAGACAACAGGAGCAGCGUCACCUGUUUGCUCCUUUCAGAGUGAGUCGCUGCUGUUGAGGAUGAAAACACUGAGUUUAAAGUUUGUGUGCUCAUUUAUUCAUAGACUAAAGCCUGUUUAAAUGUCUUUGUAAUAUGUUAAGUAUCAUUUGUAUUGAACGAAGCUCUCCUUGGCAGGCUGCUAGUGCUCUUUCGGUCGAUACUCUUGAUGUUUUGGUGAAGUCAUACAGAUGCUGUGAGGAAAAAAGGGUUUCAUUUCAUGAAAUUUCUGGAGAAACAGAUCUUUAUUUCAAAGGAAUCAGAAAAGAAAACGCUUUUUAAGAAGUCGCUCUUCCCUUUGUUUGUUUCCCCCCGACGGCAGCGGCUCAGUCUGCAGGAACGUUUCAGUUUUUAGAUGUGACGGACUUCCGUGUGUUUCUCUGGUUCUGUUGUUUGUGUGGAAACUAUUUGCAUUUUGAGAAUGAACAAACAAACAGAUGAGAUGAACUCUUUCUACGCUUUUCUUUACAUGAGUUAAAAGAACAAUCACUUCCUGAAUGUAUUUUUAUUUCUGUGCAUGAAAGUCUCCAAACACUCUGCUGUGCUUUAUCCAGCUCUUACUCUUCCUUCACACUCGUCAUGUUUCUCCGUUCUCUCUCUCUAAGGCAGCUGUGUGUUUCUACGGCAACAGAAAGGACCAAACUGGAAUAUUUUUGAUAUCUGAGUAUUUUGAACUAAAGACUUAAAUUAGAAGAAAACUACUGCCGGAUAGUUUAGCAGAAAUAUAGAAAGGCGCGUUUUAUCAGAUAACUUAGUUUUUAAGGUAUUUUUAGAGGACAAAUGAUAUCUAAGCUGUGCUCUAAGCUGUGCUGGCUUUAAAUUCAUCUCAGUCUUAGUACAUGAAUUUCAAUGAGUGGACUGUUAAACAAUUUCAGAGUAUAGUUGGUGUUUUUUCAGGUUCUAUCACAUCAAGCAGCUCCUUGUUUCUUUUCAUUUCAAUGAAAAAUCAAUCUUUUCUGUUUACACAGUGCUAAACGCUUCACAUGUUUCUCUUCAUUCAGAAUGAAAAGAUUAAAUCACAGCAGGAGCUAAUUCAGCUUCUUUGGGCUGAUUAUGCAAACAGAAACAGAUCACUUCAAGCCCCUUUUAGUGGUUUAGUAAAUCUUUUAACUAAAGAGGAGGUGAGAUUUAGAAAGUGCAGCGCUUUAAUAUUGCUGAUUUAUGUUUAUGUAUAUAAAGACAACAGAAUUGUUUGCUUUAUGAGAAAUCAGGUCUCACACUCUGUUUCCUGCAGUCUUUUAGUGCUAUAAUAAAGACCACUAAUUUCACAAUGAUGUCAUUGAAUAAAUAAAUAAAAAACUGAAAUUUUCAAGGAUGAAGACAGAAAUAACUGUUUUAUAUUUAAUUAAUAAGCGACAGCCUGAAGGCUGUCGUUUUCUAACUAAACAGAUGAGAUCUAUCCAGAUGGAGGCAGCUUAUCACCUCAGCUAAACAAUUUCUGCCACAUUUUAUUUUCUGAGGUUAUACUUUCUGUGUUUAAGGUUUUCUUUAAGCGUUUUCAGUUGCAGAACAUAGUGUUUAUAUACCAAUUAAGGUGCUUAAACAUUCACGGUUGUCAUAUAUUAUGUACUCAUUUCCUAGUGGCUUCCUGGAAAGAACCACAUCAUUUGGUACCAGUUAUCAGACAAAUAGAGGCAGUUUUCUCUUGGUACAGGUGAAAUGAAAUUGUUUUCACUUCAACUCCAUGAUCGGUAAUUCAGCUGAACAUGCAAAAACAAAGUAGACACUGAUUUCCUUUAGUCUGACAAAUUAUUUAAUCAGAAUAGCUUCACACAGUCCAGCACACAGUUUAAAAUCUGUAUGAAUGAGGUUUCCAGUAAUAAAUUGAUAAUAGAAGAACAUUCAUUUCUUCAAGCUGCAUAUUCCUUCCAGGAAGCUUCCUCUGAAAUAAUGAAGGAAUGACAGAUCUGUAAAACAGUGUCACAACAGCUUCCUGCUGCACACUCUGAAAUCAGCCUCCUGAUUCAGUCCUCUGUCUCUGCCAUACCUCUCUCCUAUGUUCAGUUUAUAUCCAGAGAUGGGAUGAAAGGAGAAUGUUUGCAGCCAAAAUAACAUGAACUGUUCUAAAUCUGAAUAUUGGAUUACCUCCUUGUGUUUAGACAUCAAACUUCAUCUCUUUCCAUCGAUCAGACAAACAGGAUGUGAAGUAAAGCUCAGUCUGCAGGUGUUAGAUGUUGUUACGGGGUUUUGAAUUUCUGUUCUGUUAAUUGUUGAUGUAACUAAAGAUUGUAAAUAGACGUCAUCUUCUCGUCUCAUGACUAACCGAGGGCUAACGUUCACUUUGUAAGAUAUCGAACUGUUUGUGAGUUUACUUUUAAAGCUGAAUGCAUCAAAGUCACUGAGAAUGUUUAUGAGUUUCACACCAGCUAAACCUCGUUGCUCUGAAUGUGCACAAUGAUUUAUUUACUAUUUAUUUUCACAAGGUUUUGCUCACUGUGUUGUGAGACAACUGGAAACGCCUCAUCAUUUUCAACAUGUCCAGUCUGAAACAGCAAUGUUUUUAGUGUGGCGGUGAAGAAAGUUCUCAGAUUCUUUACUUAAAGGGGCCUAAUGUCCAACUCUUUCCAGUAUUUUACUCUGGGACUCCACUACAGAAAGUCUGCAUGAUUGACAGUUAAAAAUAUUCUUAUUCGUCUUUCUUACAAGGAUUACUUUACAUCGCUUUCACCUCAUUAUGUGAUAUUUUUGCUGUCUUCAUAUACGAUCAGCUGACUUUCCAAUAUCAAACAGUACUGUUCAAAAGUGUGGGGUCACUUAGAAAUGUCAUUAUUUUUAAAAGAAAAUACAUUUCUUUUAAUGAGGACAACAUUUAAUGAAUGAUAAAUCCAGUGUAGACAUAGUUAAUGUGCUAAAUGACUGUUCUAGCUGGAAACGGCUGAUUUUUAAUGGAAUAUCUCCAUAAUAAUGCUACAUUGUGUUAGCUGAUGGUGUUAGAAGACUCACUGAUGAUUAGAAGACCCUUGUGCAGUUUUGUGUGAGGCUUCAUGGAAAAUGUGAAAUUACCUGUGUGAGCCCAAACUUUUGAACAGUAGUGUGCAUAUAUGACAGAAAAUAUGGAAAAGCAUCAGAGGUUCCUUUCAAAUGAAUGUCCUAACCAUGCUGUGAAAAUGCUCCGUUACAGUAAGUUAGAUUAAGUAUAUUAAAUACAAUCAGCUAUGUGCUUUAAAGCUGCAUCUAUUAUCAUAUUUCUUAGGGAUUAUUCUGCUAGUUGUCUCAGUUAAGUCCACAGUGACUCCUUCACAGAACAGAUGAUCUUGACACUAAAGCAGGAAAUUCUCACAUUUAAGCAGCUGGAUCCAUGAAAUAUUUUGAACUUUAAGGACAAACCACUUAAAUAUUAACCACUUGAUUGUAUGAACCGACUGAUAUUUUAGAGAGUUUGCAUUAAUUGUUUUUCAUAACGAACAACAAGAAAAUUUCCUAAAGGAGCAAAAUCUAGACAGAAAUUAACGUUUUGGAGAAACUUGGUGUGGAAAAAGUUGAGAAGUAAACUAUAAAUGUGGGAAUCCGUGCGUCUCCUCGUGGGUCACAGUUGCCGACUAAAUAUUCAUGGUACUUUUAGCUUCAUGAUGGUGUUUUUCUUGAAGUUGACUAAAACGAUCAACAGUAACUGUUAGAGAAGUGUUCAGAAAUCAGCCUUUCUUUUAGACAAGCUUCUCCCACAUGGAUGAAUCAGGACAGGUUUAAAAAAGAAUGAACUUUUUCUCUAGAAUGGACCCAGAGUAUGUAAAUGUUCACGUGGAUCUGCUGAGCUGGACGUGUUGUCACAGACCGAAAGCCUACUGCAAACGUCUGUAAAUUCACUUUUGCUUUAAAUUUCAAAUUGUUUGUGUCGUUAAUGUCGUUGGCUUGAACAAAUUUGGGUCUGAAGUCACAGCAGGACAGUUUACUCAGAGGUGAACAUCAUUUUAACGUUCCAUUGAGGGUCGUUGCUCACGGUCGAUGUAGUAAAGGUCAGGUCAGUAAAUGUGCUUUAAAAUAUCAUGCAGGGGCUUCAUAAAAGAGGAAUGUUCUGUUGGUUUAUCCUCUGUUUGGGGUCACAUGACUCUCUCUAGCCAGCAGUCUGAACUGUCAGGUUUAUUAAAAAUUCAUGUGGACCAGAUAGAAGAUAGAAUCUACUUGAGGGCAGCUUGAUCUUAAAGAGAAAAAAAAAACCGCCAGAAAAUGUCUCUUGAUUUUUGCAAAAACAUUGUGGUGUUUGUUUCUUUGCUUAUGUUUAUAAUACUUUAUUUUUGAGCAUCCAAAUGUUCAGACAAUCACAAGAAAGUAUUUGAACUGUUGUUGAGCAGCUAAUUUAAUGGUAAAAUAAUAGAAAGUUCCUUAUUUAACAUAAAAAACAUUAAAUAUAAGCUAUUAUAUACGGUGGAGUUGUGUUGGAGAAAGUGUUUUUCUAGUGUGGUUUUCUGGCAGCAGAUUCGAUGAAAUGUUUAUACAUCUGAAUAUUUCAUCAUGUUUUAUCUCCACUGACUGUUUACAUUUUUGCUCACUGUAUUUGUAUUUGAAAACAUGCACAGCUUAUGUUUUCAUCACUUUAGGCAUUGCUGUGAAUAAAUCUUAUUUGAAUAAAGUCUGAUUUGAAUAGUU